CAAACAGGAACAAUGAAUGUCAUACAAAACUUGAAAACCUUCCUUCAAUGUCAUACAUACUAUUAAAUGUGAAAUAUAUUUUUCUGUAUGUUAUACAUGUUAUAUAUGUCAUUAAUUUAGAAAUAGAAGAAGUAUAAUAGAAAAACUCCCCCGUUUAAGUCAAUGGACUGAUCUACAUUAGUUGUGAGGGAGAUAGCCUACUUGGCAGACAGGUCAUACUUCAAGAGAACAUUGUUGUUUCUACCUGGUGGUCGACAGUCAGGAACACAGAGAUCUAACCUCCACCGUGAAUCAGCACAGAUGUCAACCAUGAGGUUCUUUCUUUACAUGUGUUUCACAGCUUUGGCAAGUCUCGUUUCACUAACUACUCAAGAAAGCACCAAUUUGAACAAGAAAGUUCCGUACUUCACAUCAACAUUUUUCUACUGUGAAAGCCAAGCUGUGAAGACAUCAAAUAUUACGAGUCAGAUUAGCUAUGUCUCAUGGCUUCUGCCUGACAACACCAUCCUGAAACAAGGUCAGAUGCGGAAGAAGGUCACAGUGUCUAGUGAUGGAUACAACCUCACGGUCUCUGACAUCAACGAUGAUAUUUUCGGCUACUACUACUGCAUUGUUCUGAUGAAACCAGUGAAUGGCAAACCAUCAGAAAUCAAAUCAAUUCAGUUUGGACUGAACAUAGAUGGAGCAGAUUUUUCUGACUUGCAUGAACGAUAUCGUAAGAGUGCAAUUAUUGGUGGCAUUGCAGCAGCAGUGAUGGCGGCAGUAUUUGGAGUAGGGUGUCUUGUCUGGCACUACAAGUAUGCGUCAAAGCGUGACGAUCGGAACAGCUCAAUAGAAAAGAAGCACAAAUCACACAUACAGGUAUAUGAAAAUGCAGUUUAUGAGGUGGCUGUUGAUGACAAAGAAGUGGCCAAUGAUGAGAAAGGAAACCAAAAUGAUGAGACUCCAAAUAGGGAACCAGUGGUGGUGGAGUCAGUAAACAUUCACACUGAGAAACUAUAACUCUGCUAGUGUAAUGAUAAAUACUUAUGUGUGUGACACUUUAGUUCUAGUUAAUGUGUGGAUAUUCAAGAAAGCCUAGUGCAUAUACAUCUGGCAUCACAUGUAUUAAUACAAUUCAUUAAAAUUAAAUAUACAUAUUCAUGACAUACACAAAAACAGAGAGAAAUAUUUGUUAAGGGACACAUAAGCAUUUUGUUUAAUCAGAGAAUGUAAGGCAUAAAUCCUGGAACUUGCUAAUAGCAAUACAAGUCUAUGAGAAAAGAUGCCCAGGUCUAAAAAUCCUCCUAGAAUCAUGGUAUUUGGUUGAACCUGACUUUUUCCAAGAAAAUCACAAUUCAAACCACCAUAUAUUACCAUCACAUAUAUGUUGGAAUAAGUGGUAUAAGAUAUUCUUAUUAACAAGAGUGUGAGAAAAGAAACUUGUUUAUUUCAAUUUAUUUCCAUGUUUGUAUAUAAUUCAGGUUCAAGCAUGCUGGCCAAACACACAUCAGCUAUCUGGGCUGUCUGUGCCCCAAUGACAUGAGGCAGAAUGCCAAUGGAACUUUGGGGAGGUUUGAAAAAAUGAAAAUUAAUAUAUAAUAAAAUUAUAACUGUUGCCAAAUUUAGGGGGGCCCGGUCCCCUGCUAGUGGUUUGGGUGAGAGAAGAGGAGUUGUUGUUGUAGUGGCCUUACCACUGAGCCAUUAAACUCAAUCUGAUUGGGAGCUGAUACAGGGAUAUGAACCCAGUACCAAUCAGCCUUAAAGAUUUAGUGGCACAACCACUAAAGCACAAGGCCAGUUAAACAAUACACUUACUACAAUUGUAUACAAAGCUAUGUCCUGUUGUCAGGUGGAAAAUAAAGACUACUACCGUAUGCAUGUAGAUAUCAGCCACUGUCAAUAUUACCAGUGGGAAGUCCAACAGACAGGACAGUACAUGCCAUAGUCUUUGAUAAACCAGAUGUAUGAUCACGAACCAAUGAACAUGCCAUUCAAGACUGCUCCGCAUCCUUGAGAUGUUUGGAAUUGAAGAAGGAUGUUUAGGCUACAUGGGUCUAAUCAAGCAAGUGUCAAUGCCUUGGUCAAGUUGUGAUAUAAAACAUGAAAUAUUUAUUUAAAUUAUAAAAGAUAAAAUAUUCUAUUCUUCUAAAUUUGUUUGAGUCUAGAAAUCUAUUUGAAUCAGAUUUAUCAUGUAGAGUCAUCUAGUAUCACAAGAGCUUGAAAACUAAAUCUAACCAACCAUAAAACUAGUAUUCAUGAAUUUUUCAUUUUAAGAAUUAAUAUCAUACAAUCAAAGUAUUAAUCUCAUGUAAUUGAAGUAUUAAUUCAUCCAAAUUAAUUGUUAUUUGAUUGGGGUGGCAGAGGGUGUAUCUUUUUUUUUUUUUCAGAAUGAUUCGCCUGUUCUGGAUAUGGUAUUGUUAUAGUAUGUGUUGCAUGUCAUUAACAUAAUGUAAGAUGUAGAGGAUAUUUCAUGUUUUUUGUCAAAUAUGAUUUAUAUCUCAUCGUGUGAAGUUUGCAAUCAUAUAUCAUGAGUUGUGCUUGUGCGACAAGUAUGAUAUGAUUGCAAACUUCACGAGAUGAGAUAUAAAUCAUAUUUGACAAAAAACAUAAAAAUUUCUAUUUAUUAUAUAAUUUUUAGCAAUUUACCUUUAUUUUUAAAAUGCCAGGAGCAAAAUAGUUCUGGCUUUCUUACAGUGAAGAUAACACUCUCUACAGUGACGAUAACACAUUUAAGAGUGAAAUAAAUGUUAUAUAAUAAAAGGAGAAUAACUCAUGAAAUAAUCAUAACAUGCCCAUGACAACAUAUGCUGAUUUAUGCCAUGUUUCUGAUACUAUGUGUCAGUUUGUAUAGUAUGCUGUUCAAAAUAAGUAGGGGAUAUUCAAAUGUAGCACAGUAAAACAGUGUAUUAUUUAAAGUAAUAGUAGAUACAGAAGUAUGCAUAAACCAGACACAGAUGGGCCACGAAGUAAAACUUGUGAAAAUCAAAUGAAUGCAUUAAAAUAUGAAAACAAAACAACCAGUUUUCAAAAAAAUUAAUAUAUUUGUCAUGGCAUGUUCUAGAUUAUGUGUCCAACAACAUUUUUGAGUAUCCUAUCCCAUUCCUCCUGCCAAAUGUCUGGGAUAUCAUUGAUGAUGGAGACAUCAUAUGAUGAUGUCUGACACGUUACUAAUUGGGGGAGGUUGGGGCAGGAGGUUUGAGCUCAGGGCUGACCAUGUUUAAUUUUGUCUUCAUGUUUUGCUUCUGCAUAUGGUAUUCAUAUUUUAAUUCAGAUAUCCCUUAUUUUAAGCAGUAUAUUACAAAUAUGUGAGCUAUCCACGAAUCACUUAAUAUAAACUACAUCUUUAAAUAUAGGACAAAUUUACUGCCUUUGUUUCAGUUUUGUCCACUGUUGUUAUGAAGAAACAGCCAGUUGUAUGUGAUGAAUGUGACAUUUCCUAGUUGGGUUAUCGGUAAUCACUGGUGUUCUGGUGCAUGUUGAUUCAUGACAACAUCAGCCCCGGGUUACUGAUUAUCAUGAUGUACUUAAACACAGACAUGCACUCAUUAUGGUAAUUCACUCAGGACUACAUAAUUGUAAAAGUGUGAAACUCACAAAGCCUUUGGUACUGUUAGCCAAUAAUUUGUUGAUUUAUAACUCAUUGAAACAUUCCUUACAAAAUGUAUUAACUAAAUUCAGCUAAAGUUAA
This is a messenger RNA of Gigantopelta aegis, 3670 nucleotides long. RefSeq lists its product as uncharacterized. NCBI's taxonomy places the organism in Eukaryota, Metazoa, Mollusca, Gastropoda, Neomphalida, Peltospiridae. The record is from RefSeq and is a predicted model, not a curated record. Bases 301 to 1002 code for a protein of 233 amino acids. The transcript has 2 exons.